This is a messenger RNA of Solanum tuberosum (potato), 471 nucleotides long. RefSeq names its product probable aspartic protease At2g35615. Gene Ontology annotation, cellular component: extracellular region. Bases 1 to 471 code for a protein of 156 amino acids. NCBI's taxonomy places the organism in Eukaryota, Viridiplantae, Streptophyta, Magnoliopsida, Solanales, Solanaceae. The transcript is spliced from 2 exons. The record is from RefSeq and is a predicted model, not a curated record.
AUGCUUAAAGGCCAAUGUGGUGUCUCGGGGAGAUGUGAUUAUACUUAUAAAUAUGUUACAGGUGUGACUGAGGGAAAUCUUGCUUCUGAAGUUGUGACAUUUGAGUCAAGAAAUGGACUAUAUAUCAAGCGUCUUAUGUUUGGAUGUUCAUCAAAUUACUCUAAAGCUGCAGAUCGUUUUAGUGGAGUUGUUGGACUUGGACAACGAGCUAUUUCUUUGGUUUCACAACUAAAUUAUACUGGAUUUUCCUAUUGUAUCGGUGGAAUGCUUGUUGAUAGCAGGGCUACUUCAACUUAUUUGCCUGAUAUAGCAUUCAAUAAAUUGAAGGAGGAAAUUAGAUCUGUGAUUGGUACGACAUUAAAAGAGAGCUUUGUUACCGUGGAACUAUCAGAUCUUAAAAACUUCUCGACUAUAGCACUUCAUUUGAUUGAAAAUGCUAAAAUGAAGUUUGCUGUUGAGAAUUUAUUUUGA